CUGGCAUCCAGAGGGACACCGGGGACCAUGUUGGGAAAGUAGAUCACCAUCCUCAAUGUUGUCACUACAUUACGGCUGACGACCGGGUCAACCUUGCCUACACCCAGGCGUCGCAGUGUGGACGAUGACCAAUGCGUGCUCUGGAACCUCUAGGGCCCCUUUCGCGCGGCACGCAGGACAGAUCGUCUCCGUAGUCGUGUUGGCUCAGGCUCGUGCUGGCCUCGGCGGCGUCGGUUGUGCAGUGGCGGAGCAGGCAGGCCGUUCGCACGGUACCGCGCUGGUUGCACAAUGACGGAGCACGCGGGCCGUCAGUACGAUAUCGUGCUCUUCGGUGCAACUGGCUUCACUGGGCGGCUGGCCGCCAGGUACCUGGCCACGGCGGCGCGGGCCGCAGAGGCGAGGUGGGCCGUGGCCGGGCGGAGCGAGCGAAGGCUGAGCGAUCUGCUGCGCAGCCUCGGCGAGCCGGCAGGGGUCGGCGCCAUCGUCGCGGACGCCGCCGAUGGUGCCAGCCUGAGGGCCAUGGCGCGGCAGUGUCGGGUCCUUGCCACGGCAGCCGGGCCCUAUGCUUCGAUAGGGCUUGAGCUCGUGGCGGCGUGCGUUGAGUCCAGCACCCACUAUGUUGACAUCACGGGCGAGCCGAACUUCGUCCGCGAGAGCAUCGAUCGACAUCACGCCGCCGCAGCCGCGAGCGGUGUCAAGGUCGUGCACUGCUGCGGCUUGGAUUGCAUCCCUGUUGACCUCGCUGUAAUGCUGGCCAUCGAGGGGCUCUCUGGGCCACCGAGAACGGUCCGCGCACUGUGUACCAGGAUGAAUACCUGGGCGAGCGGCGGUUCGUUCGACUCCGCGGCGGAGGUGCUCAGGUGGAUGCGGGACCCUAGCAACGCUGCCCGAGCUACAGACCCAUACUUGCUGGCGCCAGUUGCAGCUGCCAGCCUCCGGGUCGACAGCAAGUGGACCGGCAAGGUCGGGCUCGGCUUCGACAGGGCAUUCGGGGCGGUCUCGGUGCCGUACGUCAUGGCGUUCGUGGACAACCGGGUGGUGCGCCGCAGUCUGGUGCUCCGCGGCCAGGCAGCCAGCUACGACGAGGCGAUGUCCGCAGGCGCCAUUGCGCGGUUCUGUGCGUUCGCAGCCUGCCACGCGCCAUCCCUUCUGCGGCGACUGCGCCCGCGGGCAGGCGAAGGACCUUCCGCGUCAGUGCGGAGAGACGGAAGUUUCGAGUUCCACGUCCUCGCACGGAGCGCGGAUGGGCAGGAGCACCGCGUGGUCGUGAGCGGCCUCGGUGACCCUGGCUACAGGGCCACCGCCGCGAUGCUCGCGGAGAGCGCGCUGUGCCUCGCUCUGCGAGGCGGGCGCGGGGACGAGGAGGCGGCCUCCUGCAGCGGCGGCGUGCUCACGCCCUCGGUGGCCAUGGGCUCCGCGCUGGUCCGGAGGCUGGAGGGCACCGGCCUCUUCACCUUCCGCGCGCCCGACGGGGCGCGCCGGCGCUGCCCCUGCCCGAGGCGGCGCGGGGGAGGCCACGCCCUGCUGGCGAGCCCCUGACGGGCCGCACGGCCCACGGGGCGGCGCGAGCGGGAGCGCUGCCCGCAGGGGCAGCGGUCGGGGCCCGAGGGAGGCGGGGGUCCAGGCAGAAAGCCCCGAGCAUCGGUUGCAUCGGAAGCUGCCUCGCCCACGAGGCCUCCCGAGGCGGUGGCGGUGCGCCCGCGCCUGGAGGGCGCCGCCGGGUCGAGGCCCUCUCCCCCCAACGCCUGCCUCGCCGUCCCGCGCACGCGCCAUGAGGGGGUGGCAUCACCACGCCAUCUUCCGCCGAGGAUCGCCCCGCCAGCAGUUGCGAGCCUUCGUGCUGAGCGGCAUGCCUGCCGAACGGGAGCAAGGUGUGAAGAGGCGGUGGCAAGGUGCGCAGCGGCCCGUGGGGUGAGCCGUUGUGCUCGAUGCGUGUGGGAUGUUGCUUGCAGGUCGGCAUCUGUCACAGCUCAAUGCUAAAGGGCCAGCAACAUCGGUCUCGAUCGUGUCUCUUGAGCAAGUUUCUGACACGCGCAAUGUAAGUUUCGACCGCUCCCUGCAGACAGAUGUACGCGGCGGGAGUUGUUUAAGUCAGCUCUAGCGUAGUACUGCAACGGGGAGGAUGCAGAGCGUUGUUAUCAAGAUCGUGGGGAAGAGUGUGCCCAAGAUGUCGAGCCGGAGUCUGAUGAGGUGACUCGCCUGGAC
Prorocentrum cordatum is the source of this 2205-nucleotide messenger RNA. Lineage: Eukaryota; Dinophyceae; Prorocentrales; Prorocentraceae. The record is from the annotation of a GenBank genome assembly.